Messenger RNA from Parnassius apollo (apollo), 1464 nucleotides. The record is from the annotation of a GenBank genome assembly. Lineage: Eukaryota; Metazoa; Arthropoda; Insecta; Lepidoptera; Papilionidae.
AUGGCUGCCCAAGUCCAUAUGACGGAUAGCGACAUAGCAAGAAUUUUAGAGUUCGAUGGCAAUGAUUCUACCGUUGAAGGCCUUUCUGACGAUGACUUCGAAGGCAGUCAAGAUCUUGAACCACGCCUGGAAGAGCUGGAGGAUGAAGGUUCAAACGACGACUCGAGCGAUGAUGACGUACGAUUGGCUGCUGUUGCUGCUCGUCAGACUUCAAGUCGUCGACUAUAUUUCAAGCAUGAAAAUGAUUUCACUCCAUAUCCACCAGGCAUGUACUGUCAACCUUUAGCUGCAAGUCGCGUUAAUUUGUUACAAGAACCAAUUGAAUAUUUUUUGAGAUAUAUUCCUGAAGUAAUGUUUGAAAUAAUAAGUAAUUAUUCAAACCAGACAUACUUAUUGAAGAAAGGUCAAAAUCUGAACACAACUAAGGAAGAAAUUAAAUUGUUUUUUGGCAUAUCUAUAGCUAUGAGUUAUUUGGGCUUGCCAAGGAUUAGAAUGUAUUGGGCAAACAGGACAAGGGUUGCAAUGAUAGCAGACCGCAUGACUAGAGACCGUUAUUUUAAAAUUCGGACAAAUUUGAAACUUGUAAAUGAUCUUGAGGUGGAUGAAGCAUCCAAGCAAAAUAAAUUCUGGAAAGUUAACCCUUUGAUCAAAACUGUGAGAAAAGCUUGCCUAGAAACUCCCAGAUCUCAACAUAUUAGUGUAGAUGAGCAGAUGAUACCAUUUUGGGGUCAAGUAUCAAUGCGGCAGUUCAUAAGAGGAAAACCAAACCCCUGUGGUUUAAAAAAUUUCGUGUGCACUACUCCAGAUGGUGUGCCUUUAGACUUCUUCAUGUAUGAGGGCAAAGGAGAUACAAUACUCACAACCAAUGAAGCUGAAGGUCUUGAUAUUGGCGGAAAAGUUGUGCUGAAGUUAUCUGAAACUUUGCCUGAAGGAAAGAUGCAGGCAACAGGUACUCUUAGAAAGGCAAACAUACCUAAAAACUGCAAUUUCAAAACUGACAAUGAGUUGAGAAAACAAGGACGUGGUUCUUCGGAUCAACUCGUUCGCAGUGACGGUAAUGUGGCAUGUCUAAAGUGGUUUGAUAACAAACCAGUAAUAAUGGCAUCAUCUGUUGAUUCCAAAGAACCCAUCAACAAAUGCAGACGUUGGUGUAAAAAAACUAAACAGUAUAUCCAAAUUGACAGACCAUUUGCAAUAGAGCAAUAUAAUACCAUGAUAGGCGGUGUAGAUAUGUUGGACAGGGUCAUCAGUUUUUACAGAAUUAGAGCAUGUUCCAAAAAAUGGACUGUUCGUCUGAUUUUCCACUUCUUUGAUUUUGCGGCAGCUGCUGGAUGGCUUGUAUACAGGAAUGAAGCUAAAUUGUUAGAAUGCCCUAAAAAAACAUUUUGGACUACUUGGAGUUCAAAGUGCAAAUUGCAAAUUCAUUACUUUAUUUUACACCAGCGAGGGAACAGAUACACAUAA